Messenger RNA from Coprinopsis cinerea okayama7#130, 2094 nucleotides. RefSeq lists its product as hypothetical. NCBI's taxonomy places the organism in Eukaryota, Fungi, Basidiomycota, Agaricomycetes, Agaricales, Psathyrellaceae. Gene Ontology annotation, biological process: DNA-templated transcription; regulation of DNA-templated transcription. Gene Ontology annotation, molecular function: zinc ion binding; DNA-binding transcription factor activity, RNA polymerase II-specific; transcription cis-regulatory region binding. The transcript has 14 exons. The record is from RefSeq and is a predicted model, not a curated record. Bases 1 to 2094 code for a protein of 697 amino acids. Gene Ontology annotation, cellular component: nucleus.
AUGGAGACUAGCUGCAGCCCUACUCCGUCAUCAGUAGAGCCUACUAGCCCUCCCGACUGGCCAACCCACUCCCCUCGCCGCUUGGACGAUGCUCUGCAACUUGUCGACGGGGAGGAUAGCAAGGACUUCCUCGUUGCCAAACGAAAGCCGUCCGGCGCUUGUGCAGACUGCAAAUCAGUCAAGGUUCGAUGCGAACCAGUUCCAGGGCAGCGCAAAUGCAAGAGGUGCCAGUUGAAGAACCUCCCUUGCCAGGCUCGAGAGCGGAAAAGGCGCAAGGCAGCCGAAACGCACGAAGAACUUCAGGAAAAGGCACGCCAACAGGACUUCCAAAUACAAGAGCUAUUGCGCCAGUACGAUAGUCAAAGAGCGGCAGACAAGAUCACACAUUGGAUGACCAAAUCGAAUCCUUUUAAUUCGAGAGGUUUCCCUGCCAACAGCAAGUCCGCUGCAAUCCGCCAUCGCUGGAUGCAGCGUGGGCUUUCCGUGGAGCAGGCGAGCUUGUCGUACUUCAGAAAUGCAGGUCGGCUGGACACCGCCAAUCUCCCCGCAAUUGUAAACCACUGUGACCUUUACCCAGAGGAAAUUGAGGACCUUUUUGCAAUUUUCUUCAAUCAAAUCAACCCGUAUUUCUCCAUCCUCGACGAAGGCUAUCACAAGCCGGCCACACUUAUCUGGACCGCACCUUUCCUAUUUACCGUCGUCUGUGCUAUUUCCUCUCGACAUUAUGCCAGUCGUCCCGAGCUAUAUCCUCUGGCCAUGGACUUUGCUCGGGAUAUGGCUGGGAAGGCUCUUGUCGAGGGAAAGAGAAGUAUCGACAUGUGCCAGGCCUAUUUACUCAUGGCGGUGUAUCCUGUUCCAAAAAAGAAGUGGGUGGAAGACCGAAGCUGGUUGCUAAUGGGUAAGCUGUUGAACAGGAUGGCGAUGGAACUGGGUCUGAACCAACCUGCACCAGGUGACUGCUCCGAAAUGGAGCGCCUGAACCGCGUCCGAACCUGGCUUACCUGUUAUUGCGUGGAUGGCUCCCAUGCGAUUCAGUUUGGUAAAAUGCCCAUGCUACCAUUGGACGACUACCUUGCUAGGACGCUGUCGAACACCUGGUACAUGUCCUCGAAUCUGAACAACCCCUUCGAUGUCCAUCUGUGCGGUUAUGUUCAAGUAUUAUCUAUCAUGGCGGAAUGGCGAACGGCAAACGCCGCUCAGUUGCAAGACCCCAAUCUGAAUGAUUCAAGUAUCAUCGAGCUGGCACUUGAAACACGGGGAAAGCUUCAGAAGGAAAUCGGGAGAUGGCGCGAGGCGUACGCCCGAGAACUACAGCUUUUCCCUCUACCCAUCUGCCGAUAUCGUGCGUUUACCACACCAAUGAUCACGGCGUAUCUCGAGCUGGUGGUCCUCUCCUCUGGCUUUCAAGCCGAGUUCCGAAGCGGGUCCUUUGAAAGCUCUGUAGUACUCCCUCUAGCGCUUGGUUCUGCACACGAAGUGAUCCGGAGCGUCAUCGAAGAUUUAGCACCAACAGGGUACCUUCGUUACGCUAUGGAUUCCAAUUUCCUUUAUGUUUCCUUCGCGGCUUCAUUCUUGAUCAAUUUACUACGGCCUAAAUUCAAGCGAAUGCUUGACGAAUGCCAGCGACAGAGAAUAAUUGACGCUGUAACAAAUCUUACGGAAGUGCUGACAUCGGCCAAGGUUGCACUCGACGCAAGGCACACGCCAGUGCUCUAUGCGCGCUUUCUACUUUCCCUUCUCAACAAGUACCAUUACCGCGCACAGUCCAUAACGCCCUCGAUGUCCAGCCACGUCAAGGCAAGUCCUACCCCGCCAUCCGAUAUGUACUUCUGGCCCGAAGUAUGCAAUUCCUCGGCCAGCGUGGGCUCUCCCUCGGCGCUCGGUGCUAACUUUGAGGAUGGCUUAAUCUACUCGCGAUUCGGGGAGGCAUUGGGCUUACAGCCUUCCCAUCUAAUCAGGCAGGAACCUGGAUACUACGGUGCACAUCAGGGCGUCAGCUACUCAGGAGAUGUCUCUUCGUUCCUCACGCGGAAUGAGUCAUUUGACCUGAGAAAUUCAGCUCCAGGAGGAAGGAGUUUUGGGCCUUUAUCGUGA